AUGAUAAUCGAAGAAGAAAUCGAGUCCACGCUAAAAACGUGGAAAACUCACAAUAUUAUCAAGAACCUUGCACCUGGAGAUGAACUCAACAGUAUAAAUAAGUUUAUAUUGACAAAGCGCACCGAAGCAAGAAAUAUAAAGUCUAGUACCCAACGUACAUUAGCUCUAGACUCACUUGACUCUACCAAAACAAGUCUACAAGAAUAUUCAAAGAUCCCGCCAAAUGGUUUGGUUGUAUAUGCAGAUGCUACACCAAGGAAAAGAGAGAAAAAUGGAGACACAAAGAUUUCUUUUGAGCCAUCUAAACCUAUAUCAAAAACCAUGUAUAUUCGUAGCAAUCACUUCCACAUAGAAACCUUGAAAAAACAACUCGAGGUUGAUGUUGAAUUUGGGGUCAUUAUUAUGGAUGGGAAUAGUACGCUCUUUGGCAUACUUUCCGGAAACGACAGGAGAGUGCUACGAGAGGUACGCUCAGAAGUUCCUAGCCAAAAGAGUCGUAGAGGAAACAGCUCAAAUCAUGUAUCAAAAAUAUGCAAUGAGAUUCGCCAUAAACACAUCAAGCAAAUCUGCGAACUUGCAGUUAAUUAUUUCAUUAAAGAUAACAAGUGUAUUGUAGAAGGAAUUAUUCUGGCCGGCUCGGCGGGAUUGAAGUCUGAACUCUACAAGUCAAGCCUUUUAGACUGUCGCCUUCGAGAAAGAGUGUUCAGUGUGGUGACCACAGACCACUGUGGAAAAACAGGUUUUUAUCAAGCUGUGAACCUGGCUUCAAAUGAUAUAAGGGGAAGAAAAAUCCUCAAAGAAAGACACUUGCUCCAAAACCAUCACGAAGAGACGUUGAAAAAUGCCAGUAAAUCAUGUUAUGGUGUAAUAGAUACCGUAAAUGCACUCAAGAACGGCUUGAUCCGUCAUUUAAUUAUCUGGCGCGGCUUAAAUUACGUGCGUUAUGACUUGAAUGACAGCCAACAGAACAGACGUGUUUUUAACAUAAGUGAAGAACAAGCGGAGGAGCUUGGGCCGUGUUCUGUUCAAGAAUUUCUCGAGGAAUACACUCAAAUGGAACUUUAUAGCACUACAUCUUUGGUUGAAUGGAUACUUGAAACUUGCGCACAGUUUGGGACAAUGGUUAAUAUGGUGUCUGAGUGUUCUGAGGAAGGUCUUCGCUUUGUUAAACAAUACGAAGGAUUAGGUGGAAUUUUUUACUACAAGAUAGAGCUUACAAAUAUUGAUCCAAAGACAUUUAAAGAUGAAAGUAGAAAUCACUACUAA
This is a messenger RNA of Phycomyces blakesleeanus NRRL 1555(-), 1266 nucleotides long. RefSeq lists its product as hypothetical. The transcript is spliced from 6 exons. The record is from RefSeq and is a predicted model, not a curated record. Gene Ontology annotation, cellular component: translation release factor complex; cytosol. Gene Ontology annotation, molecular function: translation release factor activity, codon specific; sequence-specific mRNA binding. The coding region runs from base 1 to 1266 and encodes 421 amino acids. NCBI's taxonomy places the organism in Eukaryota, Fungi, Mucoromycota, Mucoromycetes, Mucorales, Phycomycetaceae. Gene Ontology annotation, biological process: cytoplasmic translational termination.